AUGGCAAAACACAUCACAAUUCCAAAAAAUUUCAUGACGAUAUUCAUUGUUACUUUUUUUAUGUCCAACGCAUUGGCAACAACCUUGCUCCCACCAAAUGAUAUUGCUGAUAGAUUUCAUAAUGAUUCUGAGACCAUCAAAAUAGCCUCUAGUGAUUUUGGCCAUAUAGUUCAAGAAAUCCCAGCUGCUGUUUUUUAUCCGAACUCCAUAGAUGAUAUUGCAAGCUUAGUAAAAUAUGCCUACAAUAAUUCUGUUCCCAUUAACGUAGCAGCUAGAGGUCAAGCUCAUUCCACAUGGGGACAAUCUUUGGCUCGUGAUGGUGUUGUGGUCAACAUGACCUCUUUGGAAAACCGUUUAAAUGGGUCUGGAAUAAUAGUCUCGAGCGACUCUUCUUUGGGGUCCUAUGCUGAUGUAGGAGGCGAGCAACUUUGGAUUGAUGUGUUGAAUACAACACUACAGUAUGGUCUUUCACCAGUCUCUUGGGUUGACUACUUGUACCUUACUGUUGGAGGGACACUGUCCAAUGCAGGGAUCAGUGGCCAAUCUUUUCGUUUUGGUCCUCAGAUCAGUAAUGUUUAUGAACUUGAUGUUAUCACCGGGAAAGGUGAAUUUGUGACUUGCUCGUCAAAGGAAAACUCCGAGCUAUAUUAUGCGGUGCUUGGAGGCUUAGGUCAAUUUGGGAUUAUAACCAGAGCAAGGAUUGCCCUAGAACCAGCUCCAAAAAGGGUUAAGUGGUUACGACUGUUUUACAGCGACUUCUCUGCAUUUACUAGAGAUCAAGAAAGUUUGAUCUCAAAAAAUGAAAGGAGGGACAACAAAGCACUUAAUUAUUUAGAAGGCAUGCUUCUACUAAACCAAGGUCCUCAAGAUCUUUCCUUUUACCCAGUAUCUGCCUACGCAAGAAUAAAUUCGCUAGUAACCAAAUAUGGCAUCAUCUACUGCCUAGAAGCAGCCAAAUAUUAUUAUGAUGACAGAGAAAGUAGGGUGGAAAAGGAGCUACUAGAUUUGCUCAAAGGGAACCUAGGCUUUCUACCUGAUUUUAUGUUCGAGAAAGAUGUGACAUACAUGGAAUUCUUGAAUAGAGUCAGAAGUUCAGAGCUAUUUCUUAGAUCAAAAGGACAAUGGGAAGUUCCUCAUCCAUGGUUGAAUCUCUUUGUACCUGAAUCUCGUAUCUUGGAUUUCAAUUCGGGUGUUUUGAAGAACAUCAUUCUUAAGCAAAAAAUUCCCGCAGGAAUUGUCCUAAUUUACCCCAUGAACCGAAACAAGUGGGAUUAUAAGAUGUCUGUGGUUAUACCGGAUGAAGAUGUUUUCUACGUUGUAAGUAUGCUGCAUUCAAGUGGAUUCAAUAAAUGGGAGGCAUAUGAUAACCAAAACAAAGAGAUAUUACAAUUCUGUGAUGGUGCCGGUAUUAAAGUUAAGCCGUAUCUUGGACAUUAUGAAACACAGGAAGAAUGGAUAAACCAUUUUGGCUCGAAGUGGGAAUCUUUUAGGGCACGAAAAGCUCUGUUCGACCCUAAAAUGAUAUUAUCUCCAGGACAGAGAAUCUUCAAUAACAAUUAG
Quercus lobata is the source of this 1560-nucleotide messenger RNA. RefSeq names its product cytokinin dehydrogenase 3-like. The transcript has 5 exons. NCBI's taxonomy places the organism in Eukaryota, Viridiplantae, Streptophyta, Magnoliopsida, Fagales, Fagaceae. Gene Ontology annotation, biological process: cytokinin metabolic process. Gene Ontology annotation, molecular function: FAD binding; cytokinin dehydrogenase activity. The record is from RefSeq and is a predicted model, not a curated record. Bases 1 to 1560 code for a protein of 519 amino acids.